CUCAGAUCAUGCGCAGUCGGGCUGGCGCUUCUCUCGUUACUAAGCAGCCGAAGUCGGCGUCCUCGGAUUGCCGAAUUCACAGUAAAACGAAUAAAAAACAGCCGCACGAUGUUUGCGACUUUUAGUGCUCAGAUACCGAAGUUUAAGUACCUUUUUUUUACUUGAACUUUUGAUUUACAGGAUGUCCGAGCCGCUACACUGCAUAGUGAUCUAGCUAUAAAAUAUAUUCUCGCCAGUGGGUGAACCUUUCGGUUAUACUCUGUAAUUUAGAUACUGAGUUUUACUCCCCUUAUUGAUUGUUGUCAGAUUGCUGGUCCCGCCGGGUUUAGCCGAAAGAAAGAUGAAUUGAAUGGGGAAGGGAUUCAUGUCGCGUAACUUACUUUAAGAUCAACUUGCCUCAAGUUGUUCAAGCAUUAUUUCUUAGCCUUUCAUCCCCUCAUAUUAUGGCUUCGUCAAGCGAUCUUCGGGAGAAAAUUAGGAAGAAGCGGAGAGCUUUGCAGGAAUCUUUGGCUAAAAGCAAAGACGACGUGGAUACACAGGCUCUGGUCACCACGGAAAUGGAGAUGAGCAGCGACAGGGGACGGACAGAGGUGGAGGAAUUGUCUGGAAGCCAGGAGCAGCAAGUGACAACUUUGAAGCAGACUCUGAAGGCGCAGAGGAUGAGGAGGAGGAGGAAGCUUCUGGAGGACACAACUGCAGAAGCGACCCGGGGUGACCAGCCAAUGGGGACAGAGCUGUCUGAGGUUGGGGAACCUCUGGAUUCAGUAACCAAGCCCCGCUCCACUCGGCAUACCCAGAGAGAUCUGCCCCCCCUACCUGUAGAGACCCCUCUCAGGCGACGUGUGGCGGAGAAGCUGAAAGCUGCCAAGUCCAAGGCAGAGACUCUCCUACAGCAGGAGGCCUUGUCGGAGCCGACCAGUUGCCUGCAGAGUCUCCGGGACAGAGAGACCCUCACUAGGUUUGAUGUCGAGACAGACCCAAGACUCUUAAGUCGGGAGACGGGGGAGCUGUCCACUGCAGCCAGAGUGAAGUUUCAAGAUGCGGCGCACAGAGUGCGACAAAAGGCAGAGAUGGAGACAGGGUUGCCUACAGCGGAGAUGGCUUACAACUUCUUCACCUUCAACUUUGACCCGGAACCCCAAGAGGAACCUGUGAAACGACAAAAAAAAGGGAGGUCCAAAAGGCGGGACAGGGCAGAGGAGGAAGAGGAGGGGGAGGAGGAAGGCGACAGCCACGGAGAAGAGGAGGAAGCAGGAGCGGAACAAGAAGAAGAAGAACCGGAAGAGGGCAGGGAUGAAGAUGCACCCCUUGUGGGGGACCAGGGUAGCGAGCUGUUCAUCAUUGACCAGACAGCCCAGGAUUUCCUGGAGGUGAAGGCGGUAGAUUAUGUGGGGUACCACUCCCGGGUGCAGAGGGAGAGUGAGGUCCUCUUCACGCCCAGUCUGAGGACAGUGCCGGCCUCCAGCAAGGUGCCCGAGAACAGGCAGCCGCGCUACCUGGAGGACGAAGGUCUCUAUGUGGGGGAGAGGCCACCAGUGUCCCGGGUCAACCAGAACAUCCUGGAGAACCGCAUUCUGCAGCAGGAUGAGGGUAAAAAGUGGUUUGGAGAUGACGGCAGGGUGCAGGCCCUGCCUAACCCCAUCAAGCAGUCCCCUACUCGGCCUCCCCUCUUCAGCCUGGAGGGGGACCUAGACCCUGCCCUGCAGACUGUGUACAGGAAGGCGCUGAAGUCCAAGCACGCAGGCCGCUACAUCCCGGGGGCGGGGCCUGGGGAAGAGCAAAGGCACUGCCAGCUGGACGUGGACGUGGCAGGCCUCAUCUUUUCCCACCACCCACUCUUUAGCCGCGAGCACGUGCUGGGGGCCCGGCUGGCGCAGCUGUAUGACCAACACCUGGCCCGGCAGAGCCGCAACCUGACGGGACUUCUGACGGACAAGCUGAAUGGACUGAGAAAUGCUACCCGUAACAUCAAGGAUCUCCAUGGUGAGCAGGGCCUGAACAUGGCCAUGCGGCAGAGGAUGGUGGAGUACAAAGAGGAAGUGAAGAACACUAGGAUUCUGCGGGACACAGAGCAGGAGAAGGACCGGACUUUGCUGAAGAGCAUCGUGAAAGUUUGGAAGGAAAUGAAAGCACUGAGAGAGUUCCAGAGGUUCACCAACACAGCGUAUAAACUACACCUCAGGAGAGAGGUUGUUGAGCUACAAAAGGAUGAGCAGGACUUUGAGGCAGAGAUCCAAGCAGAGCUGGCGGAGCUGCGGGGAGAAUUUGAGGACGAAUACCAGAGAAAGAUGGAACAGUACAGCCAGCAGCAUGAGGAGUGGAGAACCUGGAGAAGGAAGCAGAAGGCCAGGAAGAAGAAGAAAAAGGCAAAGAUGCGUGAUGAUGGUGAGGAGGAGGAGGAGGAAGAAGAGCAAGAGGAAGAAUUUGUAGGGGACGAGCCUCCAAAGCCAGAGCUACCGGAGAAACAGGACUGGGCGCUUGCGGAGCAGCAGGUGCGGGAGAAAGCCAGCAGGUGGCGCCGGAGGCCAGGAGAGCCUGUGCUGGUGCCGGACAUCAGUCUGAGUGGUAGCAUCACGCCCACUGAGCAGUGUCCCAGGGGGGAGAUUGCCCGGCGGGAGGACGUCUCCAAGCGUUCCCUGUUUGUGAAGGUGCUCUACAAUGACAAAGAGGUCUCCAGGACAGACCGGCGGUCGCUGAGCUCGGACUUCAGGGUCCACUUUGGUCAGAUAUUUAACCUGAAGAUCGUGAACUGGCCUGAGAGCGUCCGGCUGCAGGUGUUUGAGGUGGUGGGCUCCUCCUCCUCCCUGCUGGCAGAGGUAUUUGUGCCCCUCCCAGAUACCACCGUCCUGACAGGCUCCGCCCCCUUCCAGGAGCUAGAGUUUGGAAGCAGCCAGAGGGUGGCUUUUGACCACGAGGGUGUCGGCAGUGAUGUACCAUUCUCCUUUGAGGCGGACGGCAGCAACAAACUCACCCUUCUCACCUCCGGGAAGCUGUCCUGCUGUAUCUCCUGGGCCGUGGACAAGAAUGAGGUCCCCCUGGCCCCGCCCAACUCCCAGCAGCCAUGGGGUGUCCGCAGUGGUCUGAGGCAGAUGGAUGCCAUCGCCUGCAUCGGAGCAUCGGGCCUGAGUGAUAUGAAGAAGUUGAGCAAGUGGGCAGCAGAAUCCCGGCUUGACCCAAACGACCCCAGCAACGCUAUGCUCAUGCAGCUACUCACGGUAGCCAGCAGUGGAUCUGUGCAGGUGCCUGACUACUUUCGCCUAGAGCAGCUUCAGGAGGAAUUUAAUUUCGUGACGGACGAGGAGCUACAGAGAUCCAGGAGGUUCCAGCUGCUGACACUGAGGAGCCAGGAGGUGGCAGAGUUCCGCAACUACAAGAACAUCCCCGCUGUGGAGCGUGAGGUUUCCGAGAAGAUCUUUCAGGACUAUGAGAGGAGAUUGCAGGAAGGAGAAGUCAUCGACACCAGGGAUCACCUGGAUGCACACAGGGCCCUUGUGGCCAAGUACCUGCAGAAGGUACGGGAGUCUGUUGUCAACCGCUUCCUGAUCUCUAAACACCACUUCAUUCUAUCUGAUCUGGUCCAGGAGGAUGAGGUUCCCAGCAUUGGGGUUCUGGGCCUCAACCUCUUCAAGUUAGCUGAACCCAAGCGGCCCCUGAAACCACAGAGGAAGGAGAGGAAGAAGGUUACCGCCCAGAACCUGUCUGAUGGGGACAUCAAGGUUCUCGUCAACAUCAUCCGAGCCUAUGACAUCCCCAUCCGUAAACCCCUGUCCAGCAAACCGCCAGUGGCAUCCAAGUCGGCACGGCCUUUCAAAGAGCCAUUUGCAGCUGGACAGUCAUCCCAGAAUGCCUUGCAGGGGGGCGACUGGCCUCUUAGUCAAUCACAGAUCCGGCCCUUUGUGGAGGUGUCAUUCCAGAGGACGGUAUGCCAGACCACAACUGCGGACGGUCCCAACCCCUGCUGGAAUGAGGAGCUGGAGCUGCCCUUCAGUGCCCCCAACGGUGACUACAGCACAUCUAGCCUCCAGUCAAUGAAGGAUGAGGUCUUCAUAAACAUCUUUGAUGAGAUGGCGUUUGACAUAACAGAGGAUGAGCGGGAGAGGGGCAGUUCUGUGCACACACGAAUCGAGAGGCACUGGCUUGGCUCUGUCAAGAUUCCCUUCAGCACCGUCUACCUCCAGUCAAGGAUUGAUGGCACGUUCAAGGUUCAGAGCCCAGCCGUGCUUCUAGGCUAUAGUAAGGAGCGUAGUCUGGCCAGCGAGGGAGGCUAUGACGCAGUACGCUGCUUGAGCGAGGGCUCCUUCAUCACCCUCUUCAUCACCAUCCAGCCUCAGCUCAUCCCUGGGGAGAGUGUCAGGGAAAGAAUGAAGGAGAUCAAGUUUGAUACCCAGGAGGAGGAAAGGCUGUUGCAAGCAGCUGAGGUCUUCCAGCGGGAUGCAGCUCUGUGCUUUCCCGGCCGCCCCUGCAUCACCACGGUCAUCGACAUCAAUGGGAAGGCUGUGUUUGUCACCCGCUACAUCCGUGCUCUGAGCCCACCACAGGAGCUGCUAGAUGCUUUUCCUAACAGCCCCCAAGAAACCAUGGAACUGGUGGCACGCUAUGUCUCCCUCAUUCCCUCACUGCCAGACAGUGUCUCCUUUGCUGGGAUUUGUGACAUCUGGAGCACCUGUGACCAAUUCCUGACAUUGCUGGCAGGUGAUGAAGAGGAACACGCUGUACUGUUGUGCAAUUACUUCCUGUUCAUGAAGAAGAAGGCAUGGCUCAUCAUUGGCACAGCGGUUCCGGAGGGUCCCACAGCAUACGUGCUGACCUACGAACAAGGGCACUACGUAAUCUGGGAUCCCAGCAAGGGUCAGUACUAUGGCCAGUAUGACACCUUCUGCCCUCUUCAGACUGUGGGCUGCCUGAUAAAUGCUGACAAUGUGUGGUUCAACCUGCAGCCCUAUGACACCCCAAUGAGAAUGAGUUUUGAUGUUACUAGGUCUAAACUGUGGAAACCAUUCUUCUCCAGGGCUUUUCCCAAUCCUGGGCUUUCCAGCGUGCAGCCCGAGGAGAUAGCUUACAAGCGAUCAGACAAGGCAGCUGCUGCUGAGCUACAGGACAGGAUCGAAAAGGUUCUGAAAGAGAAGAUCAUGGAGUGGCGACCUCGGCACCCAACCCGUUGGAACCGUUACUGCACCGCAACCCUACGCCACUUCCUGCCCAAGCUGGAGCUGAGUCGUGGGAGGGACGUGGGUGAGGAGCACCGGCUGGAGCUGCACAACUUGCUGGGUGACUACAGGAUCUCAGGGUUCCCCCUACACAUGGCCUUCUCAGAAUUGCAUCCCCUUGUGGAAAUGGUCUACAGCACAGGUGUGCACAACGUUGAAGCGCCCAGCAUUGAGUUCGCACUUGCAGUCUAUGUCCAUCCUUACCCCAGCAGUGUGCUCUCGGUCUGGGUGUACCUGGCCUCACUUGUUCGCACCAGAUAAGUUGGGCUUGAUAUUAGCUGAUCAUUUUUUGUAACAAAGCUAUUUAAUACAAUGAUUAAAGCAGUACUUUAAUAA
Molecule: messenger RNA, 5543 nt
Organism: Brienomyrus brachyistius
Lineage: Eukaryota; Metazoa; Chordata; Actinopteri; Osteoglossiformes; Mormyridae
Gene: cc2d2a
Product: coiled-coil and C2 domain containing 2A
Exons: 39
Coding region: 444-5468 (1674 amino acids)
Biological process (GO): protein localization to ciliary transition zone; non-motile cilium assembly
Cellular component (GO): ciliary transition zone
Source: RefSeq, a predicted model, not a curated record